Molecule: messenger RNA, 8254 nt
Organism: Anthonomus grandis grandis
Lineage: Eukaryota; Metazoa; Arthropoda; Insecta; Coleoptera; Curculionidae
Gene: Drep4
Product: DNA fragmentation factor subunit beta
Exons: 4
Coding region: 463-1449 (328 amino acids)
Biological process (GO): apoptotic process; apoptotic DNA fragmentation
Cellular component (GO): nucleus; cytoplasm
Molecular function (GO): DNA endonuclease activity
Source: RefSeq, a predicted model, not a curated record
UCUAUAAACUAGAUUGCUAGUAAGUUUGCUAAAAUUAAAUUUUUAAUCGCAACAGAUUUGCUUAGUUCCUGUUUCGAAAUAAAUGAAACACUUCUAAUCAAGGCUUUACAUCCCCAAUAUAUUGAUCCCCCACCCUCGAUAAAACGAUGAUUCCCUCUCACCUUACUCCACUGCAUAUUUUAUGGAUUUUCCCCACGCGACGACUGCGCCUUCCUGCACAUCCCGACCUGGACCACCACACCAAAGGAGGGAGAAAGGGAAGCUCCAUCAGUGUGGCAUUGGCAUUGGCCCAAUUGAUUCGCCGUUUUUCCCUCCCCCACCGCACCGGGAGAGAGGGUUUAAAUACGUUUCCUUGUUGAUUCCCUUGUUCAGUUUGCAACGAGCGUUCCUACCUAAAGCGACGCGACGGUUUUUACCAACAAACGGUUCCUCCUAGUGUGGUUUAUUAAGGGUCAAAGAGAGAUGACAAUGACGACCGCAAAAGGCUACAAAGUGACGGACGCGGCACGUAAAACGAGAGUCGGGAUCGCCGUGAAGAGCCUCGAGGACCUUAAGAAGAAAACGAUCGAUAAGUUCAAGUUGCCCCACGCGGACAUAAACUUUCAGACCCCCGAUGGCACCCUGGUGGAGAGCGACGAGUACUUUCAAACGUUACCCCCGCAGACCCUGUUGAUUUGGGUUAAGCGGGGCGAAAGGGCGGAAACGGACGCGGAACUCCUCUACAAAACGAUCCGGGAGGUGAACGAGGAGUAUCUGAGCGCCGGCGAGAAAGUGCAGGAGUUUUUCACCGAGAAAAUGAAAACGAAAGUUUUCAAGUUGGCGGAGGUGCUCAAGGGCAUCGACUCCGACAAGGUGGCGCUGAGCAGUCGCGAGGAACAUCCCGAGUGGUUCGAGGGCCUUGACACGCGGUCAAAAUCAAAGGAAGACUAUAUGUUCCGCAGGGCCCAAGACCGCAUCCGCACUUAUUACUACAAGACCCGAGAAGAUCUGCACCACCACAACCGCCACCUGCCGCCCCACCAACUGAACCGCCUCCUCGCCGAUCUCCAGUCGAAGUUGAAACUGAACCGCUACCACGGGCACUUGUUUGAUCGGAGGGCCGCCCCUUCCGAGAACCAGCCGCCCCUGUGCGACCAUGCGGGACUGUUUCGUUGCAUGGGCCGUUGGGACAAGGUAAAGUGUCUUUACGAGCCGCCCCACCGGAUCAACCCUUACGCCAGCAGGGAGGAGCGGAUCGUGUUCCAGACGUGGAAUCUGGACCAUCAGAUCGAACGGUCGCGUAGCAUCGUUCCGGUUAUUUGCGAGGGUCUCGGUCAGGAGGCCUGUUUGGACGUUAAACGGAUUUACGAGGACCUCUUUACUCCUCGCAAUAUGAAGUUCGUACAUAUUGUUUGUCACGAUAAGGGGGCCCACAGUACUAAAAAGGCUGAAUCUUAUUUGAUUUGUUGAACGUAAGUAAUUAAGGGAAGAGGGUGGUUUUUAAGCUCAUGACUUAUAAUGUUCGGGGAAUGUGGUUUGAGGCUUAAAGUGCUUGGAACAAGGUUUUUUUUUGAGGUAGAUAUGCGGCUUCAAAUUUGAAGAUUAAGAUUUCAUGGUUCAAUGAAAUAAAAAGCAAAGUAUUCAGAACACUUUUCUCUAUGAAUUUCAUUGGAGGUUUAAACCGUUUGGGUCGAUCUAUCUUGAGAUAUUUGGCCUCAAAGUUACAAGUAACUUCUAUUAAAAAAAAAUUAUUAUUUAUGUAACAAGUGUGUAAAAUGAUCCUUUUUUAUGAAUGGGAAAAUGGACAAUUCCCAUGAAUAAAAAAAGGGUUUUUACACACGUGUGACAUACAAAUUUUUCAUAAAUCACUUGACGCACUUAAACGACUUUACGGUAAAAAAAAACGUCAAAACAUUUGUUGACAAACUAUAAAUUAAAUGUCAAAUAAACGUACACACCCUGGAAAGUGUGUAAAGUGAGUACUUUACGCACGCUAAUAGAAAAAAUCAUUUUUAGAGGUCUGUAAAGAAGCGGUCUUUCCUUUUCUACUAAACGUAUUCUGGUAGUUCAAUGAAACGAAAAACAAAACCUUCAGGAGACUUGUCUCUAUAAAUCCCUUUAAGACUCGAAUUAUUUAGCUCAACGGUUCUUGAGAUAUACAGGGUGUCCCAUAAAUAAUGGUAAAUCAUUUAACGGUAGAUUCCUUUGAAAAAAAAAAGGUUAAGUUAAAUUUUCUCAGUCCGAAAGUCAAAGACAAACAAGAUACGGGGCCAUAAAGUUAACGUAAUUUUACCAUAGAUUUUUCCAGGGUGAAGUACCAUUAUGCGAAGCAAAAUAAUAGGCGAAUGGUCCUGUUUACUUCGCAAUCUUUAUUUCAAAAAUCCCGACGCGUUUCGGUUGUUAAACCAUUGUCAAGGGAAAACUAAGUAAGUAAAAUAUAAAAGGGUGUUAUUAAACUAAUAAAUUAAUUAACCCAUUCAGGACGGUUGACGUACGCGUACGUUUUUCAAAGCGGACAUUGAUGGCCUGAUGUCGUACAUGUUUAGAGUUUAGAGAGGUUUUGAGUGAAGAACACUCGACUUGUUGCCUCGUGUUAAGUGCACUCCGUCCGAGAUCCACUAUGAGUCUCGCGCGGGUGGCCGCUUUUGUGCUACACUGUGGAGGUGGAAUUAACAACAACCCUAAACAUCAGAUUCGGGUUUUAUUCACUUCUUUAAAACUUCUCUAACUAAAACUAAAUUAACAAAAACAGAGAGAAUUUCUCGACAUAAAGCAAACGUGACCGACUGACUUGCACCUUUUUGACCAUUGACGUCUACGUGACAUCGGCAAGACCUCGGGUCGACUUGGUAGGGUGGAGCUGCUAGGCAGUGGCGCCACACAUGUACUACCUUGUAUGCAAUAUCUUGGGACGACUGCCGUACACAUUUUAGGGUUAAAUUAAUUUUUUUCUGGACUGGUGCCGUACAUGUACUGCUGCAUUACACAUCACACUUGGCCGAAUGCCGUAGAUGUACGUCAGUUAUAUCAUAUUUGAAAGACUGCUGCCGUACCAGUACGACAGUUAGAAAACUAAUUAGUAGCAGGACGACUGACGUGCGGAUACGGCAUUUUUUAAUUUUUAGGGGCAAGUAAAAGGCAUUUGUAAUUCACAUUUUUUUAAUUCUGGAACUCGUAGUAAAUAUCAAAAAACAAAAGUUGAUUUCUUAUAUAGAAAAUACAAAGAACAAACUAAAAACACAAACGAACGAAAAUACAAAUAACACAAUAUAGUUUUCUAUUUGCAAAACAAGGGUGCACACAAAGUGCAAUAUUGCAUUCUUUACACAUAAAGCGGGUAUCUGAGCGUUUUUUCUUUCGAAACUGUGCGGUGCCACAAACAUGGCAUCUUCUUUGUGUUCUCGAUCCUUGAGCUGCAGUUGGUGGAACGGGGCUUGGAAAAUGCCUUUCAAUUAAUCGAGCUGGAUUAUCAACACUACCAGGUGCGCCUCGUUUCUUCGUAGAAAUGGGAUAUUUUUCGAAUAUUUGAGCCACAACUUGCAAUCGAAAGUCUGAAAACGAUGGUUAAUUUCCUGUUUUGACUUGAAAUACGCAUUAUACAAGCAUAAGUCCAUUAAAUGGAAAAACAGUUUCUUAUACCACUUCAAUGAUUUUCUAGCACAAUCAACAAAACUAAUUUGCAUGUCUAUUUUGUCAACUGCUCCCGUCUUUAAAUUAUAUUCUAACACGCACUGAGGUUUCAAAACACGAUCACCAGUUUUACGAUCGAGUUUUCCGGUUUCCUUGAGGCAUGGCUUUGAUACUGAAGUUAACAUGUGCACAAAUUUCUUAUCAUGCCACUUCAGGGCUAACAUGUUUUCAGUGGAUGCACUCUCAACUUCUCCUUUUUUUAUGGGCUUACGAAACUCUAGCAUCCCCUUUCUGGUGGUUUUCACAGUUCCAGUUCCUCCGGUUUCUUGCGUCAUUAAGUACUCAAAUAAUUCUGGACUGGUGUACCAGUUAUCUACACACGAAAUAUGUUUUUUAUUAUAGUAUUCUUUCAUUAGGGUAUCAACAAUCUGUCCAGAUUUUCUCACAACUCCAUUUUCUGAUCCAUUAUAGUGGUUGAACCAGUGUAUAUGAGGCUAUGAGUGCAAUAUCGGACUAACCCACAAAAAUUCAAAAUCGACUUUAUUGUAGAACAUUAUCCGUCAAGUUAAAAUCUAUUUAAUGCACAGUGGACCAAACGACCUAUUCCUUUUCGUUACGAGAUGGCCGCACUAAAAUAGUGAUUGAACAUUAUUAUUGAUAAAAGUUUAAAGAAGCAAAGUGGACUAUCCUCAGUUAGUCCACUGUGCUGCUAAAAGUAAGAAGUUUAUGUGCUAGAGAAACCUUAAGAAAAGACACUGAACUGACAAAAAGUGGAGAAACGCAGCGGUUAUCUGUUUCGAUUUAAUGAAGACUCUUCCUACAUCUGUACUUAGCACAGGCAUUUGUUACUAUAAAAGGCAGUUAUGGACUUACUGCUUUAAUAUAUAUGAAAUGGGAACCAAUAAUUCGUUCAUGUUUGUAUGGGAUGAAAGUAUUGCUUCCAGGGGGCCGCAAGAGGUGGGAUCAUGUAUUUUAUAUUACAUAAAAAACUUUGUUACCUCGAAAAGACUUAUUAUGUAUUCUGACCAAUGUGGUGGUCAGAAUCGUAAUAUAAAAAUGUCAUUGAUAUGUAACUAUAUUACUGCAUCUCCAUUAUUUACUAUGGAAGAAAUAGAUCAUAAAUUUCUUGUAAGUGGUCAUUCCUAUUUACCAUGCGACCAAGAUUCCGGAAUCAUAGAAAAAGAAAAGAAAUUUCAUCCGCAUAUCUUUAUACCUCAAGACUGGCAGACAGUCAUAAGACAUGCUAGAAAAAAAUCCCUUUACCAUAAUAGAAAUGGAUAAGUCAAGAUUUUUUUCCUCUAAGGAACUAAUGAAAGUAACAUAAUAAACAGAAAAGUAUCUGAAACAAAAACAAAGGUGGAGUGGCUCAAAAUCCAAUGGAAAAGAUUUUCCCAAUACUAUUCAGUAUAAGUACUCGAAUAAUGAAGAGGUUUAUUUUAACACAGUAGAUCUUAAUAAAAGGAAAUCUUUUUUCAAGAGAUUAAGCAUCUAAGAAAUUAAGCAUCUGCGCCUUUUAUACCCAAAUGGUAAUGCCAUUAAUGAAGCUAAAAUAAAGAUCUCCUUGAGUAUAAUGGAAUUCAUCCCUCCUAUAUACCAAGAUUUUUAUAAAAAUCUAAGGUCAUCCGCUCAAGCAACUAGAUGUGAAGUAGCCCAAUUGAAGAAGAAGAAACUUUACGUAUUUAAUAACUACCUAUUUAAUAAAAAAAUAAAGUUUCUAUAUUUUUUUAUUUAUUCUCGUGACAAUACGAGUAAUACAGUUUUUGACGUAAUACUUAUAAUAGCUUAAGUUAUAGUAACCCAUUAAAAACCCAAUCUAUUUUAAAUGUAGAGUGGACUAAUCCACAUAGAAAAAUCGAAUAUUAGCCAUAUCCAAAAAUUUAAAACAAAUUCCGCAAAUUUAAGUAACACUCAACAACAUUCAAUUAAUUCGAACUACAGAAAUGUUCUUUUAAAAGGGUUUUGCGCACGUACAUUUUCGUACUUUUUUAAACCUAUUUUUUAGCACUUAAUAAUGUUGGGGUUAGUCCGUUUUUGCACUCAUAGCCUCAUAUAAUAAACCCCAAAAUGUAACCACUCUCCACGUCGCAUAUUUCAAAAAGCUUUAUACCAAAUCUAUGUCUUUUUGACGUUGAUAUAUUGUUUAAAAGAAAGCCGACCCUCCUGCCAUAAAAUUAAACUUUCGUCAAUACACAGUUCUUGGAACGGGUAAAAACUGGAACUAAAUUUAGUCUUAAUUUGUUCCACUACGGGACUGAUUUUUCUUAAAGCGCCAUCUUGAGGAUUUUCGCUACUGGAAAAAUUAAGGGCAUAUAGUAUCUUUAGAAAACGAUCUCUGGCAAAUACCGAUAGACCAGUAAUCUUUCAGUUUUGGUUUUUCAACAAUGCCCAUCAAGAUACACAAUCCAAAAAAUCGAUAAAGCUCUGCCAACUCUAUAUCUUUCCAUGAGGAUUUAUUUUCACAUUUUUUCUUACCAUAUAUGUUUGUUUCCUUGACAACGAUGAACAAAUGAACAUUUAUCGGUUAUACCUGAACUCGAAUAUUUUUGGUGUAAAUUCUUCAUCAAAUUUCCAAAUAAAAUCCUUAGGUAUUCUUUUUAGUUUCUGCUGUGGACCUUGUAAAUUGCAAAUAUCGUCAGUUUGUUGAUGAUUUUCUAUAUUUCUGUCUAAAACAAACGGCUCCUCGUCAUCGGAAGAGGUGUAGUGCUCACUUCCAAUUGGUUGAUACUCAUCGAGAGAGUCAUCGUCGUCACCGAUAUGGCCAUCGUCACUGCUAGAUUCUCCAUCCAUUAUUCUUUGCGCGCUUCACGAUCUAGCUCUCGUUGUCCAAGCCGUCCACGCAAAUCCAUCUUUCCUAUUAUUUAUAGUAAUAUAAAAACGAAACAUGUGUACUCUAAAUACUAUUAACUUUGUGGAAUUUUAUGUGAUAGUCACACGUGCUUUCUAAAAACGAUUAAAUGCGUCCGAUUUGCUACAAUACAAGCAACUGCACGCGUUCUCGCAGUCGACUGGCUGGCUGUACCACGCACACGUUCGACGCCAACCCAUAAAGCAUGUACGGCACCCGUCCCUACCACUUGGUUUCCUGAUGCCGUCCUAGGCGCGCGAUAAAUCGGCCCGUCCCGAAUGGGUUAAAAACAUAAUAAAACUUACAUGAUAUUAUCACAAUCAUGUCCAUAAAAAGGUUAAAAACAUCGACAAACACAUAACAUUACAAUACAUUAAUCUAAAAACAUCUCAACACACCGUAUGUUUACAAACAAUAACGGAUUUUGGUUAAAAAAAAAAAAACCGAAACGCCUCGGGAUUUUUGAAAUAAAGAUUGUGAAGUAAACAGGACCCUUCGCCUAUUAUUUUGCUUUGCUUAAUGUAAUUUUUUGAGUUUUGGCGAUAAUUUAAUAACCUAGUUAUUAAUAAAACUGGAAUAAUGGGUUUUUAUGCUUCAAAUCUUAAAACUAUGUCAUAAAAUGGCCAUUUCUCGAAAACUGCUUAAGGGAACUGAAUGAAAUAAAAACUAGAGCAUUCAGUACAUUUUUCUCUACAAAUUUCGGUUAACAGUCAAAUCGUUUCAACUGACUUUUCUUGAGAUAAUUGGCCUUAAAGUUGGAGUACCUAAAAGUGAAAAACAAGUCGCAAGUUUUAAAUGCUCUUAUCUACUAACCUCCUAAAUAGUGACAUUUCAAAGACACUUUUCUCUAUAAACUUCAUUCGAGGCUCAAAUUAUUUCGUCCUUGAGAUAUUCGACCUCAAAGUUGGAAUAACUUUAUAAGGGCGUGAGCUUUUCAAAAUCCCUUUUUGACCUUUUUUAAAUUAUCGACCUAAACCGUUUUAAUUCAGUCUUUUUGGGGCUCAGGAGGGACCUUUGUUCGUUCAUAUAAGCGUAGCACAUAUUAUAUAUUUUCAUAUAGAGGUAAUCUCGUAAUAGACGAAUAUUUUUGGUAAACGCUAUGAAGGAGAACCCAAAGGUGCAGAAAAUUUAGUGCAGAGGCUUUUUUUUUGGUUAUAGAUCGCUAAUUAGUUCAAAAUUGUCCUGUACACAAACUUGCACGAACUGCAGCGUUGCCACUAGUAAAACAAUUAUGAACCAACUUGUUGCAAGUUAUAUACUGUAUUGCCACAUAGGGCCUCUUAUUUAUGUAUAACCGUAUAAAUGUGCUUGUCAAAGAUGUGAUUAAAGUAGUGCUAACUUGUAGUAAAUGUUGUUAAACACAGUGUUGCCCGUUUCGGGGUAAGUUUGGCAAGGCUGUUAAAACAUAUUUAUAUAUAUAUAGUAGUGCUUCCAAGCCUGUAUACAAGUUAAAUAAUACGCUUUGGCUCUUAAUUAGGUAAUAAUCAAGGUGCUGUGAUUUUCAAAUGUUUCGUGACGUUACGCGUCGUACUCUACCUCCUAAGAUCGUACACUAUUUUUUAUCUAAAAGUUUACUAAAUUUUUUUUAAAAAUUCGGGAGCCCACAGGGUUAAAGAAUCGCCCCCUUCUUUGCGUUUUGUGACCUUAUGUUAAGCGACGCCCUGGUCCGGUUGGGCGUGGCCUUCCUCUCCCCCCACUGUUUGUAUUAAGUGAGCCCUUAAUUAAUUAAGAAAACUCAUAUCAAUGUUCGAGAAGUAGAAUAGAAAAUGUUGGAGCGACAAUAAAAACGUUUAAAAACCA